This is a messenger RNA of Mesorhabditis spiculigera, 663 nucleotides long. NCBI's taxonomy places the organism in Eukaryota, Metazoa, Nematoda, Chromadorea, Rhabditida, Rhabditidae. The record is from the annotation of a GenBank genome assembly.
AUGGGCCCGAAAGAGAUUGGCGAGGCGGCCGACCAGCUUCGGGCCUUGCAUAUCCCGAAUAAUGUUGCCGAGUUGGAGCAGCUGGUGGCAAGCGAAUUCCGCGACGAGGGCGCUGCGGAAUGCGUCGGAAACGCCAUCGUCCAGCACGCCAUUGAGGGAGGGACGAAUUGCUGUAAACAGUCCACAAAGGCAUGCGGUCUUCUGGUGGAUUCUCCAUGUUUCCCCGGACUUUCACGUGGCCUGCACGCAUCCGUUGCCCAGUAUUUCGACUGCAGGGAACGGCUUCGCCAAGAGCAUUUCCGGAUGUGGAUCUCGUUCCUGAAUUUCGUCUCCGAUAUCUAUGCAAAUAUCGGGAAUGCACAGAGUGGCGAGCUGGUGAACAUCGUCUUCCAAGUGUUCGACUACCUGUUGAGGGCGCCCGUCUUGGAGACGCUCAAAAUCGAGGAGCUCGAAUGCCUAAUCGCGUCGCUGCUGAGCAUCGGCUGGGGAUUGGAGCGUGAUUGUCCGGAUCGACUCUCACAGCUGAAGGACCUCAUCCGCGAUGCCUUCAUCGACGUGCACGAGCCGUGGGCGAGAAAAAUGAUCCUGCUGCUCCUCGAGCUGGGCGCAUCCGGAUGGAAGCUGCCCCCCGGACGCCAACGAAUACUACUUUUUACAGGGGAA